Messenger RNA from Trypanosoma rangeli, 2595 nucleotides. Its product is annotated as putative kinesin. The coding region runs from base 1 to 2595 and encodes 864 amino acids. The transcript has a single exon. The record is from RefSeq and is a predicted model, not a curated record. Lineage: Eukaryota; Euglenozoa; Kinetoplastea; Trypanosomatida; Trypanosomatidae.
AUGUACGGCUCCGCAUCUGGCGAGGGAUAUGCCACACGAGUCAUCUCUGAAGCCAUUCAGUUAGGCGGCAAGAAAGGCAUUUUUGUCCUUUCAUGCUACGUCAUUGGGUCAACGGAGCAUCUUGCGGACCUCCUUAACACCAGCAAUGAGCUUGGCGUUGUUGUGGACUCCGUAAAGGAGGGACCCCGUGUGCGAAUGGUGGAGCGACUGCGUGUGUCCUCAGCCGGAGAUGUUCGGGUGGCAAUGGACACGGUUGUGAAAAAUUAUGAAAAAUAUUUUGCAUCUGUACUGUGUGAAAAGCAGCCAACGCCCGAACUGGAAGCACUGCCCCCUUAUUUGCCAGACACAGUUGUCCUCCAGCUUUACCGCUAUGAGGAUGAGGCGGCCUUCACAGACCACAUGGACGCCAACUCCUUGACAUUUAUUGCCUUGGGAGAUGCUGAACGGCCUGUGCUUUGCGGCAUUGAUGCCUCAGCGCAGCAACAAUACGAAAAGGCUCAACGCACGCUGGUGUCGGCAACAGGUAUUGUGUCCAGUAUCCGCUGCAGUCGGCUGCGCAUUCCCUUCGGCAAGUCAAAACUAAGUCAGUUGCUUCGCCGAGCAUACAAUGCAGAAAAAGGCAAUCCUUACAACGACUUCAACGGUUCUACUGACACAGCUUUCUUGGUCCACGCCUUUUCAGACGCCAUGUGGGCGGAGGAGUCAUUUCAUUGCCUCUCCAUAACGCGUCGUAUCUGCAGCAUUCUUGGCUCUACGGGGCUCGGAUCCGCCACACGGGAUCUUGCCGUUGACAAGUGGCGUCUUGAUCAGGAUAUAAUGGAGCUGCGGGAUGAACUCAUGAUUGCCCGUACCGUGUACGACUACAGGCCUUGCAUCUACGAGUCCAACAAACCUAUUGCAAAUAUAAAAGAAGAGGAAAUGAGGCGCAUCAGUGCCAUUCAGAACAAACGUGAAGAGGCGCGAGAAAGGCAGUUGGCUUUGGUGCGCGAGCGCGCCAUGUGCAAGGCGGAAAAUAUGAUUAGGGAACUUGAACAGACGAGUGGGGUGACGUUGGGUGAACUUGAGAAGACACUCGAGGCCAAAAAGAGAGAGAAUAGUGUUCUGCAGGCCGAUCGCGAAAAACGCGUCCGGGACUACGAACAGACGUUGGAGAAGAUUCGAAAGAAGAAACACGAUGAGGAGAGCGCCUCGGAGCGGUUGAAGGAUGAAAUGCGGCAGUUGGAACAGGAACUUAAUAUGCGACAGAGUGCCAUUGAGAUGAAAAAGAAGCAACUAGAGCUGGUGCAGCUUGACAGGGCGAAGGGACGUGAGGCCGUCAUGCGGGAGCGGCAGUCGAUUCAGGCACUGCGAAAGACAGUGCUGGAGGAGCGACGUCGCCAGCGCAAACAGUGGAUUGACCAAAUUAAAGAAAUGAAUGCCAAGGUGCUGGAGCAGGUGCGCCUCUUGAGCGAGGAGCGGAGAAAAAAUUGUGAGCCGUCUACGGCCAAGGAAGACGCAGCGGAGAGGGCACUGAUGGCUGACAUCAAAACUAUCGAGGAUUACUUGCCGAAGCUGAUUUCACUUGAAGAUAUUCCUGUCAAUCCGGAGGAAACAGAUAUCAUUUGCCGCCAGUUUGACGAAGUCUUUUCGCAGGAAAAACAAGCGUAUUUGGCUAAAAUUGAGGAAGAGAAGGCCCGCAAGGAGAAGCUGGAACGCGGACUUGAGGUGUAUCGAGAGCGCAUGCUUGAUAACUACAUGGCGAAGGAGAAUGAAAAAAUCCAUGAUGCUGAGACAAAGGAACAACACCUUAGUUCGCUUGUGGAUCAAGUGCUUACCUACCUGCGUAAUGGCGUCCGCAUGACAAAAAUAUCAAGUAAGGGCCACGUUCGCAGGCGCUUCUAUUUUCUCUCGGAGGACUGCAGGCGGAUUCAUUCCUGUGAGCUGGACCAGCAAGGAUUUCCGAUAAAUCGGAAGCGGCCUCCUGUCACCGUAUGGAUACGAGACAUUAAAAAGGUCGUCAUCGGCUUGUACACAACUUCAUUUGUGAACUACAGCAGCGAGGCACAGCUGGCGAAAACACGACAAGAGGCAGUUUCUGAUAAUGGAACGUACCGCCACGACCUUACGCAAAUCAUCACGCCAGCCAACCUCGGACUGUGCAACUAUCGCGCAUUCGCACUGUCACUCCGUGGUGGAAAAUCCUUGGAGGUUGUGUGUGAGACGGACAGCGACAGCGAGGCUUGGCUCGUUGCCCUUAAGCGUUUACUGCAUUUCAGGACCCCUGUGGAAAAGAUUCUUGAGGACCGACGGGCCAUGUCAAGGGAUGUACGUCUGCAGCCGAGCGACAUGGACGUGGAAAUGCGAUGGGGUGGUUCACUUGACAUCCGCAAUAUGCGAGGGUUUGUUUCAUUAGCCCCUGAUGAGGCGACUCUCUGCAGCGAGAAUCAUAUCCCGCCAGCUCUCUUUCUUCGGGUCAAACAGGAACUGGCUGAAAAAUCUCAGAGGAGCACGAUAACCGUGUACGACGUCCGAGUUUGCUCGGGGCUGGACCUGUUCCGCUCCGGUCAACUUUACGACUACUUGUGCGCAAAGCGUGUCAUUCCGCUUCCCUAUUAG